UGUUCUCUUAAGCAGGAAUUUAUGCCCACCUAUGUACCAAGGUGUGGUCCAUCUCAACUACCUGCUGUACUGGACUAACUUUCUGGGCUAGACCUAGUUUUGUAUAGGUAGGAAAUAUGCCAUCUAGGAUUGUCUCAGUGAGGUCUCGAGCACAAAGGGAUUGCACAAGCAAGGCCGUAAUGGCAUGCGCCUGCUAGCGUGUUGCUUUCAAGUUGACAAGCUACCUCCGGAUUCCACACUGCAGUGCAAACCGGACAAGACCGAAUACCCCCUGCAUCAUAGCUACACGCCUUUUGUCGGCUAGCUGCUUGCAAACCACGCGCCAGAUUACCUAAUAAGACUGCCGUUGUCUGCCGGUGAUGCCCGGCGCGCUUCUAGGCUUGCCGAACAGCUGCCAUCCACAAAUUAAACACGACAUCCCUAGAGCAGCGAAGAAGAUUAUGAUAUUGAGACGCGAUGUCUCUCAGAAAGCCAAUGUCGCAGCAGCAGCAGCAGCAAGGGCAGCAACGUUUGUCCUUUGGCGGUCCCGCGUCUAAGCGCCAAAGGCUUGGAGACAACCAAAACAAUGAAACUAAUAAUCUCGCGUCUGGCUCCAGCCGGCAGCCAUCCGGCACCGAGCGGCAUCGUCUGCAUCAGCAGCAACGCCGCGACUCUACCGGUAGCUCCUUCACAGCUUGCCCCAUCUGCGGCAAACAGGUCCCUCUGCUGUGCAUCAACCUGCACCUAGACGCACAAUGCCCGGGAGCCCCCGCAGCUACAGAAGGCGGAAGCGCGGCGAGAAGCGUGGUGUCGCGACCCAUGGAUCAGUUUCUGCCAGCCGCGUUGUGGGGCUCAUCAGGAGGAGCCGGACCGCAGCAGGGUCGGGGCCCGCGGGAGGAGUCGGGGGGUGGUGAUGGUGCUGCUGCUGCAUAUAGGGCCUCACAACCUGCUCGGAGACAUCAGGAUGCAGGACCGCAGCAGCAGGGGGAGGUCCUGCAGCAGCAGCAGGCUGAGGGCUGGCAGGGGCUGGAGGCAAUCGCGCCACAGCAGCUGCUGCUGAGGGCUGAGGGCUGGCAGGGGCUUGAGGCAACCGCGCCACAGCAGCUGCUGCUGCAGGCUGAGGGCUGGCAGGGGCAGGCAAGGGCCCUGCAGCAGCAGCAGCAGGCCGAGGGCAAGGAGGAGGAUCAGGCAGAAGAGGAGGAGGGCUCGACGGAGCUGCCAGCUGCUGCCCCCCGGGUACCUGCCAUGUUCCUGCCACGGGGCGUCGUGAGGAGGCAGCGUCGGCCGGAGCAGCAGGGAGGGCAGCAGCAGGAGCAGCAGCGGGAUGAGCAGGAGCAGGGGCGGCAGCAGCGGCAGCAGCAGCAGCAGCAGGGGCGGCGGGAUGAGGCUGCAGGGGCACUCCGAGUUACACCGCUGCCGCACCCCAGGCUGGAGGGCCAACUCAUCAUCCCCGACUUCAUCACCCCCCAGGAGGAAGCCGAGGUGGUGGCCCUGUGCGAUUUAACUGACGCCCCGCCGCACCCGCACCAGCACCACCAGCACCAGCACCCGUUGACAACAACCCUCUGUGACGACCAACAAUCACCGCACACCAUCCCCCAACAGCACCCGCACCCGCACCGACAGCAAUCCCCGCACCAACAGCCCCCCUGGAGUCCAUGGCCGGGACUGCCGUACGCCAAUGCUGUCGUACAGCGGGCACGCACCAAGCGCUGGGGUGUGCUCCCAGACUACCACCGCCGGGGGGUGGCCCCUGCCGCCCACCCGCUGCCGCCGCUGCUGACGGCGCUGGCGGCGCGGAUGAGGGAGCGGGUGGGGGUGCUGAGGUCGUUCUUCCCUAAUGAGGCCAACGCAAUCGACUACCGACGGACCCGUGGGUCAUGGCUGCGACCCCAUGCGGAUGACAGGAUCCUGAGCGGCGAGCUCAUCGUGACUUUGUCGCUGUUGGGCCCAGCGGUCAUGACCUUUGGCCGCAUCCGCAACAGCGGCAGCGGCAGCAGCAACACUCGCAGCAACAUCAUUCGCAGCAACAGCCCAG
Molecule: messenger RNA, 2017 nt
Organism: Astrephomene gubernaculifera
Lineage: Eukaryota; Viridiplantae; Chlorophyta; Chlorophyceae; Chlamydomonadales; Astrephomenaceae
Source: the annotation of a GenBank genome assembly